AUGUUGCAAUAUGGCACAACAUCGCGGCAUAUUGUCUUCGUUAGAAGUUUAUUUCUAAGCCUAUCGAUACUCUGGUCUAUUAAACUUGUUACAGGUUACCAAAUAUGUCAUUCCCGUGCUUUUACACCCCUUUAUGCCAAAGGACUAGGAGAUCAUGUAAACACUGGCCAACUCCGGGAAAUAAAAUCAUCCCUUCUCGCUGAAGAUCAUAAAGAUACUUGCGUAGUUGAGAAAGAAGGUCAAAAAAAAGUACGUAAGUUAAGACCAAAAGAAAGGAAGGAAAUACUCCGGAAAAUAUUAGAAGAUAAAAACUCAAAUCUAAUAAGGGAUCUUGUCAACAAGCUAAAACCUGAAGAACUUUUCGUAAAAGUAGAAAGAACCGUCACAAAGAAGGCUGUAAAGGCUCCGAAACGAGUAAGAGUUAAGGAAAAUGAAGAAGAGGUUACACUCGUGGAAGAUACUGGGUACGAUGAACCAACGCAAAUCAAUCACGUUAAACAUGGAAACUUUGUUGUCUACAAAAACGAAGUAUAUACCAUAUCUGCCAUACAGCACAUAGCGCAAGCUAGAACAAAAGGCCAUUACAAAGUUAAGAUGCAAGGACUGCAUACUACAAGAGAAAGCUCAUUUUCCUUUCCAGAUGGUGCAAAACUCAAUGUAUUAGUACCAAGAAAGUUUCAAUGCACUUACAUAAACCUGGACAGGAUGAGAGAUGUUUAUAUAUUUAAAACUGAACUCAGCGAAGUGCUAAUUCCCGCGAGCACGAAUAUUGAAGCCCUGCGAUAUUUGAAACCAGGUUUAAAAGUGACACUAAUAAGGUGGAAAGACAAAGUUCUCUCUCUGUACGUACCCUCACGUAUUGAAUACAAAGUUGUGGAUGUAAAUACCGGCAAUUAUGCUGCUACUUUAGAAAACGGAUUAGUUGUGAUGGUUCCAACAUACAUAAAGGUAAAUGAUCACAUAGAGGUAAACACAAACAAAGGAGAAUUCUUGAGGAGAAGUAUUAUUGGAUAA
This is a messenger RNA of Theileria equi strain WA, 1014 nucleotides long. RefSeq lists its product as hypothetical. The coding region runs from base 1 to 1014 and encodes 337 amino acids. The transcript is spliced from 2 exons. Gene Ontology annotation, biological process: peptide biosynthetic process. Gene Ontology annotation, molecular function: translation elongation factor activity. Gene Ontology annotation, cellular component: cytoplasm. Lineage: Eukaryota; Apicomplexa; Aconoidasida; Piroplasmida; Theileriidae. The record is from RefSeq and is a predicted model, not a curated record.